AUGCAGAGGAGAUUGAUCUUGCGGCUGGAUGCCGUCGACGAUGCAAUCGGAAAGCAUCACACGCGGAGGCAGCAGGAGCGGCUCGGACCGGAAGAGCGGGCAGCCGUGCAGCGAUGGAAAGGCUUAGACGCGCGUGGGGCCAGCUGCGCGAGGCGAGCCGACCGAGUCGGGCGCGGGCGUGCGGCCGAAGAUAUUGAUGUUGAUGUUAAUGAGGACAAUAUGGGAGAGGAAAAUUCACAGCCUUCACCUGAUGCUCGGAAUGGUGAUGAACAAGAUGAUUCUCCUUUAUCUAUAUAUGAUCCUAGGACAUGGGAUAAUCUUGAUAAUCGAAAAAGGGACAUUUUAAUUGAAAAGGGGCCGGUGAGAGAAUUGGGCCUGGAGUUCCCUGCCCGCCCUGAUGAUGUCGAAGGUAGACGUUUUUCAUAUGCUUACUAUUCCAGAAAAUUAGCUAAUAAAGAGGUUAUGGACAGAAAGUGGUUGGUUUACUCUAAAGAGUUGGACAAAGUUUUUUGUUUUGCCUGCAAGUUGUUCAAAUCAAACCAGAGCAGGUCUUUGCUAGCGUCUGAUGGAUUAAAGGACUGGAAGCGUCUCAGUGGAAGACUCCAAGAACAUGAGAGCAGUGUUGAGCAUUUAACAAACAUGAACACAUGGAAUGAUCUAAGGUUGAGGUUAAGCAAAAAUCAAACAAUUGAUGAUGACAUGCAGCGGGAGAUUGCAAAGGAAAAGGAGCGGUGGAGACAAGUUUUGCUAAGAAUAAUUUCUGCAGUGAAGUUUCUUGCAAAACGUAAUUUGGCAUUUCGAGGAACAAAGGAGAAGUUGUAUGAAGAUAAUAAUGGUAAUUUUUUUGGCACGGUUGAAAUGAUUGCUGAAUUCGAUCAUGUGAUGCAAGAACAUAUUAGGCGCAUUCAAAGUAAUGAAAUACAUCAUCAUUAUCUUGGCCACACUAUUCCGAAUGAGUUGAUUUCUCUCCUUGCUGACGCAGUGAAAAAAGUUAUCUUACGCACCAUCAAGGAUGCCAAGUAUUUCUCUGUUAUAUUGGACUGUACCCCGGAUGUGAGCCAUGAAUAG
Triticum aestivum (bread wheat) is the source of this 1068-nucleotide messenger RNA. RefSeq lists its product as uncharacterized. NCBI's taxonomy places the organism in Eukaryota, Viridiplantae, Streptophyta, Magnoliopsida, Poales, Poaceae. The record is from RefSeq and is a predicted model, not a curated record. The transcript has 2 exons. The coding region runs from base 1 to 1068 and encodes 355 amino acids.